CUGAGUUUCGGAGACGCCGCCUUGGUCAGAAAGAAUGUUGACAACCUCAGUGAGGAGGACAUCAUCAACCUGCAGAAGACACUCCGCGAUGUGGCAGAUGACAAGUCCGCCAAAGGUUAUGCCGCCAUAGCUGCUUACCACGGCUAUCCGGCCCAGUGCAAGGACUCCAACAACCAUCCAGUCGCCUGCUGCGUCCAUGGCAUGCCGGUCUUCCCACAAUGGCACAGGCUGUACGUGGUGCAGUUGGAACAGGCACUCAAAGAGAAAGGUGAGAGUAUUUUUUUUUAAAACAGCAAAGGUAAAAAAGGUAAAAAUCAAAGAUAACAUUUUGUCAAAUAAAUUAGUUUUUAUUUUAAAUGUUGCUUUAUAUAUAAAAUUAAAUUAUAUUUCAAAACAUAAUACUAAUAAAUUGUGCUAUUUGUGAUUAAUACUUUUAAGGUCUCUGUAUAAUCACUAACUAUAUUGUUAUGAGCUGGUUUUGUGAGUGUGGUCGGGCUGUGAGUGGGAGGUAGUUGAGCAUGUCUUGCUUACUUGGGGUUAGCUGUGUUAUUGAAUGAAAAGGUAAAAGGUCAAUAAACAAGUGAUUUGUUUAGAUGUCCUUACAGAAUUAUAGUCUUAGUGUGUUAAAUUAUAUUGAGUUUUCGUUAGUGAGUUGUCAUCGUAGUGUGUUACGUUAUGUUGAGAUCAGUGUUCCUAAGUGUUGUUGUUAGCCGAUGGUCAUGAACUUAGAUUUGAGUGUCAGCCAUCCAAGGAGUUUUCAUUAUGUGUAACUUGUGGUUUUAAACAAAUUGUAAAAUUAAACAACUUGUGUUUUAAGCACAUUGUAAUAUUAAAUAACUUGUAGCUUUAAACAAAUUGUAAUAUUAAAUAACAACUUGUGGUUUUAAACACAUUGUAACAUUAAAUAACAACUUGUGGCCUUAAACACAUUAAAUAACAACUUGUGGUUUUAAACAUAUUGUAAUAUUAAAUAACAACUUAUAGUUUUGAACUCAUUGUAAUAUUAAAUAACAAUUUAGGAAAUGAGAAAAAAAAAAUAUUGUCAAACCUGAAAAUAGGAACACAGAGAACAUGUUGACAGGAAGCCUUGGUCAGCGAACAAACAACAGAAAAAAACAGAAUUAAAUAGCACUUAGCUGAGAAGGCAGCAAAGAAUUGGCUGUAUAUUUAAUUACAUUUUGGGAGCUGUUUAAAAGAAUUUCUGUCUAAAUUGCCCCCCACAAUUUUGAUAGGUGUACAUUAACAACUUAACUUCAUAAUCAACUUAUCAGUUUAAAACACAACCGCAAUGAAUAGGCAGAUUUUAAGACUGAAACUACAAAAAUUUCAAACACAACUCAGAGGUUCAUGUCUGCUUUCAGGUCUCAGCAUUGGUAUCCCAUACUGGGACUGGACCCGCCCACUGACCAAACUGCCCGACCUAGUCAGCCAGCAGGUCUUCAUUGAGAGCGACGGCACCAAGGCCAAGAAGAACGUCUGGUACCAGGGAGACAUCGAGGUCGUUGAGAACUCCAAGACCGUCAUCAGGCACACCGCCAGAGCUCUAGAUGACAGACUUUUCCAAAAG
Molecule: messenger RNA, 1567 nt
Organism: Lymnaea stagnalis (great pond snail)
Lineage: Eukaryota; Metazoa; Mollusca; Gastropoda; Lymnaeidae
Source: the annotation of a GenBank genome assembly